This is a messenger RNA of Rotaria socialis, 1380 nucleotides long. NCBI's taxonomy places the organism in Eukaryota, Metazoa, Rotifera, Eurotatoria, Philodinida, Philodinidae. The record is from the annotation of a GenBank genome assembly.
AUGGAACUUGAACCCAUUAUUGUUCCUAUUGAAGAAAAUGAUAGUGAAAUUCAACAACAAGAAGAUGAUAUAGAAAGUGAUGGUUACGAUCAAGUAUUUCAAUCGACAGAAUUUUGUCGUUGGAGGAAAAAUGCUCCUUAUUUGUAUAAUAUGCUUUUCUAUGAACUACUCGAAUGUCCAUCGCCAACUGUUCAAUGGCUUGAUCAACAUACAGUUAAAGGUGAUCUUAAAUGUGAUUAUUAUCGUUUAAUUAUUGGCACACAAGGUGGACGUACACCAACGGAUUCUCGCAAUGAAUUAAUCGUCGUUGAAAUGCGUCUUCCAAUGUUAGAAUACGAUUUUUCUAAGCAACCCGAUCAAGGCUUCGAUGAACUCACAGGUGAACAUGGCGGAUACGAAAUGGGCAUUCGAGGAUCAAUGCAUCCAUAUGCGCCUAUGUAUCAUGUUGGUGAUGUAAAUAAAUCCCGUGCUAUGCCUCAAAAUACAUUUAAAAUUGCAAGUUUUUCAUCGAUCAAUGAUAUUUUCCUAUUUGAUUAUAGUAAACAUCCAAGUAAAUUAAAUCCAGAUGGUAAAUGCCGACCACAAGCUAUUCUACGUGGACACACUGAUGAAGGUUUUGCUUUAUCAUGGCAUCCAAUGCAACAGGGUUUAUUAUUGAGUGGUGCUCAAGAUGGAAAAAUGUGUGUAUGGAAUUUAGAAAAAAUGCCAAAUAGUUCAACAACAACCACAACGACAGCUCAUAAUGGUAUUGAAUGUAAUACAAUAAUUGAUCCAGUUGAAAUAAUUGAUUCACAAAGAAAGCUUGUUGAUGCUAUUCAAUGGCAUCCAAGUCAUCCAGCUGUAUUCGGAGCAGCUGCAGCUUCAGGUACUUUACUUAUAACUGAUCUUCGUGCAUCAUCGGGCACUGCUGCACUUAUUGAUCCACUACUUUCAUCAACAUCAUCUUCAACAUCAGCAUCGAAAACUCUUCAGUUUCGUGUUAAAGUUCACGCAGCUGAUUGUAAUUGUUUAGCAUUUCAUCCUGCUAAUGAAUAUGCUGUUUUAACUGGUUCGGACGAUGCCACGAUAGCAUUAUGGGAUAUGCGAAAUCUAUCCAAAGAAAUUCGACGUUUUGAACAACGUCAUCGUGAUGGUGUACUAGAAGUAGCAUGGAGUCCAAUAGCACCAACUGUAUUUGCAUCGAGUAGUGCUGAUCGACACGUACUUGUAUGGGACAUUAAAUCGAAGGAUGGAGUUAUUUUUGAUCAUAAAGGUCACGAUGCACGUAUACCUGAUAUAAGUUGGCAUCCAACACGACCUAUGAUUGCAUCUGUUGCUGAAGACUCAUCAUUUCAAAUUUGGGAAGCGAAUAUCGUUGAAAAUCUUAUUAAUAGUAUUUAA